Messenger RNA from Fopius arisanus, 2170 nucleotides. Its product is annotated as innexin inx7. Gene Ontology annotation, cellular component: gap junction; plasma membrane. Lineage: Eukaryota; Metazoa; Arthropoda; Insecta; Hymenoptera; Braconidae. Bases 247 to 1560 code for a protein of 437 amino acids. The record is from RefSeq and is a predicted model, not a curated record. Gene Ontology annotation, biological process: phototransduction. The transcript has 6 exons. Gene Ontology annotation, molecular function: gap junction channel activity.
UCCGGUGAUCAAUUGGGGAGUGGGGAGGGCCCAAAAUUCUCGGCAGAAAAGUCCUCUUCAGUCUUUACAGAUUUGCCCUUCAAUCGUAUGUCGACAUUGUUAAUACGAACAUCAGGAUCUCAGCUGCCUAUUAGGAAUUUUAUAUUAAUUUUUAUUUUCCCUUGGCAUAAGUUGUAUUCACCGGGCAGUAGGUGCUGAACAAUUUUUUAUUCGGAACAGUAAUUGUAUCAGAAGAGAAAAGAUAAGAUGACAACAGUCUUCACAACGUUUUCUGUCCUCAAGAAUUACGUGAAGUUGAAAGCAGUGCAGGACACUGCAGUCAUCGACAAUAUUGUUUUCAGACUUCAUUAUCGGGCGACAUUCGUUCUACUUGUAGUGGGAUCUCUGCUGGUCUCCUCGAAACAAUUCUUCGGAGAACACAUAAAAUGUCUGGCUGAAAAAUCUAAGGAUGACAGGCUGAGUGCUGUGAUCGACACCUUCUGCUUCUUUUCUUCGACCUAUACCAUCACGAAAUACAUGGAUGCGAAAACAGUAAACGCCAAUCAUAUUCCACACCCUGGAAUUGGUCCUUAUACUGGAGAGGAAGAGACUGUCCAUCAUGCGUACUAUCAAUGGGUUCCAUUUGUUCUGUUUUUUCAAGCACUCGUUUUCUAUGUACCCCAUUACUUAUGGAGAGGUGCUGAAGGUGGGCGGUUGAAGGCACUAGUCUCUGGACUCCACAUGGCAAGUCUUUCCCUGGCAGACAACAAAGAUAAAGACAAAGAUAAGAAAGAAGAAAAAGAUAAGAAAGGAGACAAAGACAAAGAUAAGAAGGAAGACGAGAAAAAAAAAUCCAGCCUCGCAAAAUCCGAAUGUAAAGAAAAAAUCAAGUCAAUUCAUGAUUACUUCGUGGCGCAUCUUCGUGUCAACCAAACCUGGGCGUAUUAUCUCGGUGCCUGCGAAAUAUUGAACUUCAUUAACGUCAUCCUGCAGAUAUACAUAACGAAUUGGUUCCUCGGUGGUGCCUUUCUAAGUCUGGGUACGAGGGUCAUGGAGACGGACGAAUGGACCUCCAGGAUGUCACCACUGGACAUUGUCUUUCCCAAGGUUACCAAGUGCACUUUCCACAGAUAUGGGCCCUCUGGAAGCGUAGAGCAGCUCGAUGCACUCUGUGUUAUGGCUUUGAACAUCGUUAACGAGAAGAUUUACGUGUUCCUGUGGUUUUGGUACAUAAUUCUUGCUGUGCUCUCUGGAAUUGCCAUAUUCUGGAGGAUUGCGGCACUGUUGUUGUAUUCUAGGAGUGGUCGUUUCAAUUGCUUCGUAUUUUCAAUGGCUUGUCCUGGAAAGGUCACACCCUGGAAUACCCUCCGUAUGGCUCGUGGUUAUCAUUUCGGUGACUGGCUAUUUCUCUACUAUUUAGCUAAAAACCUGGACAACCACGCAUUCACAGAGCUGCUGAGGCAUUUUAAGAAUGAAAAAGAACCUCUUCCUAAUGCUUUUUCUAGUGAUCAUUCCAAUACUUAUAUCUUCAAUGAGAAAACGAAGCUUCGUCAGAGUCUAGGGGCCCCAGUACAAUUCUAAGUAUUCAUUAUCAUCAUUAAAUAGUUAUAAUGCUCUCAUUAUUUUGUUUUACACGUCUAUUGAUUAGAUGAGGAAGGAAUUAAUUUAGUAGAACCCAAAUAUAAUUUGGAUAUUCACACAUAUGGAAAAUGAAUCCAUUACGAAAAUGGAAACUAGCCAUUCUACUCGUUUUUUCAGGUCAGUAGACCUAAUAUUCAUUUUCUAUUCCAUUAUUAUGUUCUUUGAAGGGUUUUCCAAAUGCAAAUUUGUGUUUUUGUACUCGUAAUUUAAUAUGCAGGAAUGCAUAUAAUAUUUAAAACACACCCAUAGAAGACGGAAAACCCACCAGAACCAUCGCGGAAGUUUUUCAUUUUUUUAUAGAAUAUCAAAUAUGAUUUGUUUGUGAGAACAGCUUUAAUCUAUCAUUAUUCUGUACCGGCAAUAAUAAAAGUGAAAUUUUCCACAGAUCUAGUCCAAUAUUUUCUUUUAUAACAAAUCGGUUUAGCAAUUAUAUAAUCUUGUUUGUUCAAUUACUUUUCAUAAAACAUUCUUAUCUCGUAGCCCUGAAAGACUUAUCUAGGAUUUUUGACAUAGAACAAUUACUUUUAUUAAAAAUCGAAUUGUUCCAUUA